CAUAAAUAAGAAAAAUAUUUUUUUUCAAAUACUAAUAAUAAUAAAACUAGUGGAUUACAAAAUAUAUAAACAAAAAUAACAAUUGUAAUCCCUAGUAACUAAAAAAAAUCAUAUAAUGGGUGUACAUUUUGGAAUAUCCGUAUUAUUUGUUGUUUGUUUGCUAGGUUUAUCAGCAAAUGCUAAAGAUUUCACAAUCACUGCUCCUCCAGGUUCUGAUAUCACCAGCUUAUUGUUGAAAACAUUCAAUGAGGCAUGCCAGUUCCCGACCAGGAGUAGCGUAUUGAUCCCUAAAGGUGAAUACAAGCUUCGGCAAAUAGAGAUGAUGGGUCCAUGCAAAGCUCCCAUAAGGAUUACUCUUCAAGGCACUGUGAAAGCUGACGGAAACGUUAACGGGAAUGACUACUGGGUCGCUUUCCGCAGGAUUAAUGGGUUUAAGUUGAACGGAGGUGGUAUCUUUGACGGUGAAGGUAACGCUGCAUGGAGGGCUAAUAAUUGCCACAAAAUGGCAUUAACUCAGUGCAAGAAACUCCCUAUCAGCAUACGGUUUGAUUUCGUGACUGACGCUAAGAUAAGAGGCAUAACCUCGUUGGAUUCAAAGAACUUCCACAUUAACGUGCUCGGAGCAAGGAACAUGACAUUGGAAGAAAUCACGAUCAUUGCCCCUGAAGAGAGUCCCAACACCGACGGAAUCCACGUGGGAAGGAGUGUUGGAGUCCAGAUCAUCAACUCAAACAUCAAAACAGGAGAUGACUGCAUCUCUAUUGGAGACGGGACGAGAGACCUUCUUGUCGAAAGAGUUACAUGCGGUCCGGGACAUGGAAUCAGUAUUGGAAGCCUCGGAUUAUACGUGAAGGAGGAAGACGUCACUGGCAUCAGGGUCGUAAACUCCACCCUCAUAAACACUGACAAUGGUGUAAGGAUCAAGACAUGGCCGUCUGCAGCUUGCUCCACCACCGCCUCGGGUAUCCAUUUUGAGAAUAUUAUCCUCAAGAACGUUACCAACCCUAUCCUCAUCGACCAAGAGUACUGCCCCUGGAACCGAUGCAACAAGAACAAACCAUCAACAAUCAAGCUGGUGGACAUAAGCUUCAAGCAUAUCAGAGGAACAUCAGGGAACAAAGACGCCGUUAAGCUUUUGUGCAGCAAGGGAUUUCCGUGCAAGAACGUGCAGAUUGGUGACAUUGACAUUAAGUACACCGGAGCCGAUGGUCCUGCAACAUUCCAAUGCUCCAACGUAUCUCCCACGUUGAUGGGAACUCAGGUCCCUAAAGCAUGUAGCAGCCCAGUGACUAAGCUACCAGGCCAGUAAGAAAUCUCGAUGCGAUAACCAAUACACAAUCUAAAAUGUACAACCCAUAAUGUAUGUUAUAUUCUUUCAUUUGAUUUUGCUAGUAAAAUAACCUAUUCUUUUUGCUAAAAAAUGCGUUUUUGCUAGCUAUAUUGUAUAACAUGCAGCAUUCUUGAGAAAAAAUAUAAUAAUUGUUAACUAA
This is a messenger RNA of Brassica napus (rape), 1490 nucleotides long. RefSeq names its product polygalacturonase-like. The coding region runs from base 116 to 1309 and encodes 397 amino acids. The transcript is spliced from 4 exons. NCBI's taxonomy places the organism in Eukaryota, Viridiplantae, Streptophyta, Magnoliopsida, Brassicales, Brassicaceae. Gene Ontology annotation, molecular function: polygalacturonase activity. Gene Ontology annotation, biological process: carbohydrate metabolic process. The record is from RefSeq and is a predicted model, not a curated record.